Penicilliopsis zonata CBS 506.65 is the source of this 2085-nucleotide messenger RNA. RefSeq lists its product as hypothetical. Gene Ontology annotation, molecular function: RNA polymerase II general transcription initiation factor activity. Gene Ontology annotation, biological process: transcription initiation at RNA polymerase II promoter; RNA polymerase II preinitiation complex assembly. Gene Ontology annotation, cellular component: transcription factor TFIID complex. The transcript has a single exon. Lineage: Eukaryota; Fungi; Ascomycota; Eurotiomycetes; Eurotiales; Aspergillaceae. The record is from RefSeq and is a predicted model, not a curated record. The coding region runs from base 132 to 1622 and encodes 496 amino acids.
GCGCUCUCACUUCCUGCCUCCAACGCACUCGUUGCACUCGUUCUUUUGGCUCGUCUACGACACAGAAACCACUCUUCUUCUCUAUUCUCUUCCGUAUCGGCACUGUUGAGAAGAUCCCAUCAAGAAAGAACAUGGCUGAUCCGCCACGGCCGAUGCUGAAGCUCUCCUUUGGCAAGAAAAAGGCGCCAGAAGCUCCGCCCGUGCCAGCAGCACCGCCAGUACCUGCUGCUCAGACGCCCUCGGAAACCCCUCAGCGCAAGAUCACACUAAAGAUCGGUCCGAAGAAACCUCCUGCUGGCGAUGAAGAUGAUAGCAAACCAAAGAAGAAGAAACCGUCGAAGAAACGACCUGCUGAGGCAGCUGCCUUGCCAGUUCACGACAGUGCUCCUGCGCCCGACGCGUUAACGGUGGCCCCCGCGGGGCCGAAACGGUUGAAGCUCAAUCCCUCGAAGAAACCGGGGUUGCAGUCGAUUCGGAUCAAGAACAAGGGGCUGGUGCCGAAUCGACCGGUCGGGGUGGGCUACGACUCGGAGGCGUCGGACACAGAGCUCGACCCGACGAUCGAGGAGCAGUUUAUUCUACGGAUGAUGCCUGGGGAGGAUUGUGAAUAUAUUCGCCAGGCAAUCAACGAGAGACGGUUCGACCGGUCGGAUAUUUCUUUCAAACCGCUAAGUCGUGAAGGGCGACGCUCCGUCAUCCGGGUCCGAGAUAAGCAAUACGCUGCUACGCUGGUCGAUCUACCGUGUAUCUUGGAAGGUAUGAAGAGCUGGGACCGGCGUGGAUGGUACAAGUCGGCGGAUAUUUGUCAGAUGCUAUUGGUGCUAGGACCCGUCGCCAACGAACAGGAAGCUUUGGAAUUCCCUCUGCCGCCGGAAAUCGAGACGACAGACGAGAAGACGCUGCAGUAUCCGCACGGCAUCACACCCCCACUGCGGUGGGUGAAAAGACGGCGAUUCCGGGAGCGCGUCAGCACGCGGACCAUCGAGCAGGUCGAGCGGGCGGUGGAAGAUCUGAUCGCGCAGGAUGAGGCCUGCAUCAUGCCCCCGCGGUAUGAGCUGCUGGACAGCGCCUCUCUCGCCCGGGCCGAAGGGUUGGUGCAGACCGGGCUCUAUGACGACGAAUACGACGACGAACAGGAUGCCGAGGGUGAGGCCGAUGAAGAGCUCCAGGAUGGAGAGGACCACGACGACGACCUUCUGGCGGAGAUGGAGGCGGCGCUGGCCGGCGACUUUGACGACGAGUUUACCCCUGCUACCACCUCUGCUGCUACCAAACCGGUCUCGACCGCACCCCAGCUGUACCAGGCGGGCACGCCAAUAGCCACGAAACCCUCAACGCCUGCCGAGAUUGCCGAGUCGUCAGGCGACGAAAGCGAGUCCGACAGAGACGAGGAGCAGGAAGAAGAGGACUUGGAUGAGGAGCAGCUGGAGCGGCAGCGGCAGAUUCAGCAGCAGCGCGAGGAGAUUGCCGAGCUGGAGGCGCUCAUCCGCACCGAAACCGUGAAAUGGGAGAUGAUGCAGAACCAGAUUCUCAAGGGCAAGCUGGGCAAGCGCAUCCAGAGUCUCAAACAGGAUCUUGCUCUGAAGAAAGUCUCGAUUGGCGAGGGGGACGAUGCUUCUUAAUGUACUUAUUGAUACCCUCUCUAUUACCUACACUUUUAUCUAUACUUUUACCCUCACCAUUUAAUCCAGUAUUCCAUAUUCAUAUAUAUCGCACCAAUCAUUGUAAGAAGAGUGUAGUUUACACCACCGGAUCGCCCGUUCCCUGCCCAACCGCCCUCUUGACAUCAAUCUCCUCGUCCCUCCUCAACUUCUCCCUUCGCACCAUCUCCCCCGGAUCUCGCGUUACCCCUACCAUUCCCUCCCCCAACACACGUUCAUGCUCCGCCAUCUUCCGAUCCAUCUCCGCCAUCAGAUCCGGCUGUUCACCCGCCGUGCCCGGCGAACCCAUCAAGCCAGAUGUACCAGCUGUCGCCUCAGUCUCCCCCCCUGGCGCCCCCGGACCAGCCAUACUCCCCACCGGACCGGCAUGGGCGCCUGGCUGCGCGCGUCUCGCCUUCCGAGCUGAAUCCGUGGCCCCCUGCAC